Magallana angulata is the source of this 1645-nucleotide messenger RNA. RefSeq names its product neurogenic locus notch homolog protein 2-like. The record is from RefSeq and is a predicted model, not a curated record. Bases 1 to 1308 code for a protein of 435 amino acids. The transcript is spliced from 8 exons. Lineage: Eukaryota; Metazoa; Mollusca; Bivalvia; Ostreida; Ostreidae. Gene Ontology annotation, biological process: Notch signaling pathway. Gene Ontology annotation, molecular function: Notch binding; calcium ion binding.
AUGUUCAUGUCAAAUAUCGUUCAAAAAUAUGAUGAAAUAAAAAGCUGCACGAUGAACUUCUUUGCAGCCAGGUCAUAUUUACUUUGUUUUAUCUUGAUGUAUAGUUAUGGACAACUGUUACCUUUAACUUCGGACUUUAUCAAGCAAGGCUAUGUGUCCGAGAGCAUGGAUGAAGGUGUUUUUGCUGUACACAUCCUGGAAAUAAAAUCUCUUAUAGAGUGUGCAUUGCGUUGUGGCAUGAAUUUACUUUGUAACGCUGUGGACUUUUGCUUUCUUGAUGGUUUAUACACCUGCCGAUUCCGUUAUGGACAUGCUAACCUUACAAACAGCAUUACACAAUGUGAGGUUUAUGAAAUCACAGCUAGCAAAGACUGCCCGGAUGGAUUAUUCUUAAGAGCUCAAGGAAUAUGCAAAAUCAAUACUGAUGAGUGCAAGAAUGACCCAUGUCUUAACGGAGCCACAUGUACGAACACACCCGGCUCAUUCAACUGUACAUGUGAUGCCGGAUGGACCGGGAAAUUUUGUGAUGAAGAUAUCAAUGAAUGUCUUGACAAUCCUUGUCAAAACGGAGGAACAUGCAGCAACAGCGCUGGAUCUUUCACGUGUACAUGCGCUGGUGGAUUCACAGGGGCAGUCUGUAAUGAAGAUACUGAUGAGUGCCAGAAUGACCCAUGUCUUAACGGAGCCACAUGUACGAACACACCCGGCUCAUUCAACUGUACAUGUGACGCCGGAUGGACCGGGAUAGUUUGUGAUGAAGAUAUCAAUGAAUGUCUUGACAAUCCUUGUCAAAACGGAGGAACAUGCAGCAACAGCGAUGGAUCUUUCACGUGUACAUGCGCUGGUGGAUUCACAGGGGCACUCUGUAAUGAAGUUCUGCCGAACAUCGCAUUAGGUAAACCUGCCGCACAGUCAUCAACAUUAGAUGACUAUAACGCCGAGUAUGCAGUGGAUGGCACCAGAGGAACAGAUAUUUAUGUAGACAUGUGUGCAUUCACAGGGGAAGGCGACAGAAAUCCCUGGUGGAGUGUGGAUCUACUGGCUGUGUAUAACAUCACAUCUGUCAGAAUACUCAACAUAGAUGAUGGAGAUGUUUUGUCACUCUUGCUGCGUGAUGUUACCGUCACUGUAGGACUGACAGAAUCUGAUGUCAACACUCCUUGUGGUUUCUUUGCUGGCCCUGGUUAUGCGUCACAGCUGGUCGUCAUCGACUGUCGGACAUUACUACAGGGAAGAUUCGUUAAGAUCUCCAAGACAACUCAGUCUCUCAUUCUUUGUGAGGUUGACGUGUUUGGCGUCCCUGUCUAAUAUUCAUUAAAGCUGAUGACUAAGCUGAAAUGUUGCCGACUUCUGAUAUAUGUAUAUGUUUGCGCAUCCUGAGGAAUUGAUUAUCUGUUCUUAUUUAAUGUGACUUUUCAAAUCGCUUCAAGUUGAAAUUCUACAGCUGUUGCCCUAUUUAUACCUCUUUAUGUUUUUGCUUUUAAUGUUACAUGUCUGACUUAUUUAUAAUGCAACUUACAUUGGAUAUAACUGUGAAGCUUGUUAAUGUACCUUUAUAUUUAAUUCAACAUUUUUUAAAUAAAUUUGAUCAGUACCUAUUGGUUUUAUUUCUGUUUAAUUACUGUGGUGUCAAUAAAUUGCAUUU